AGGGCGGAGGGCUUGGACGGGGGGAGCGAACACACCUCCCCUGCUUCCUCAAGGCCGGAGCCCAGAGUUCCUCCCGCAGUACUUACCGCAGGAGGUGUGGGUAUGAGCGGUGAAUGGGCGGCUGGAAGAAACUUGGCAGCCAGCAGUCUGAGGAAAUAUUCGUGGCCCAGUAACUUCAUCAUACAGUUCUGUACCUCUACAAGUUCCGGGAACAGAUAGAUAAGGUGUCACUUGACUGAGCAGGGAUCGAACUCAGGACUGCCUGCUUUGAAGGCUCAACUGUAGAAUUACGCCAAAGAAAAAAGCCAAAGUCUUCAGAAAACAAGGAAUCUGCCAAAGAAGAGAAAAUCAGUGACACUCAGAUUCCUGAAAGAACUCCAAAAUAUGUAUUAUUUCAGCGGUUUGCAAAGAUUUUCAUUGGCUGUCUUGCUGCGGUUACUAGUGGUAUGAUGUAUGCGCUCUACCUAUCUGCAUACCAUGAACGGAAGUUCUGGUUUUCCAACAGGCAGGAACUUGAACGAGAAAUCACAUUUCAGGGUGACAGUGCUGUUUAUUACUCCUAUUAUAAGGAUAUGUUAAAGGCACCUUCAUUUGAGCGAGGUGUCUAUGAGCUCACCCACAAUAACAAAACUGUAUCUCUGAAGACUAUAAAUGCAGUGCAGCAAAUGUCACUUUAUCCAGAACUUAUUGCCAGCGUGUUAUAUCAAGCAACUGGUAGCAAUGAGAUUAUUGAGCCUAUGUAUUUCUAUAUUGGCAUUGUUUUUGGAUUGCAAGGAAUAUAUGUUACUGCUUUAUUUGUUACAAGUUGGCUUAUGAGUGGAACAUGGCUAGCAGGAAUGCUUACUGUUGCAUGGUUCAUUAUUAACAGGGUAGAUACAACAAGAAUUGAAUACUCCAUUCCCUUAAGAGAAAACUGGGCACUGCCAUAUUUUGCAUGCCAAGUUGCUGCGCUUACAGGCUAUUUAAAAAGCAAUUUAAAUACUUAUGCAGAGAGGUUUUGCUACCUAUUGAUGAGUGCUUCAACUUAUACCUUUAUGAUGAUGUGGGAGUACAGCCACUAUCUCUUGUUUCUUCAAGCAGUAUCUCUGUUCCUGUUAGAUAUCUUUUCAGUGGAGCAAGGUGACAAGGUCCAUGAGGUAUAUAAAAUCUACAUGUUUUCUCUGUUUCUGGGAUAUUUACUGCAGUUUGAGAAUCCAGCGUUGUUAGUGUCUCCUUUAUUAAGUUUAGUAGCUGCCUUAAUGCUUACUAAGUGCCUUCAGCUGAAUGUGAAGAAAGGAACUUUUGCAGCUAAAAUCAUGAAAGUGGUUAAUUUUUACCUAGUAUGUACUCUGCCAGUGACAUUGAAUAUUAUAAUAAAGAUGUUUGUUCCACACAAGGAAAAUGAGCACGUGCUCAAAUUCCUUGAAGUAAAAUUUGGGCUAAAUAUGACAAAGAAUUUUACAAUGAAUUGGCUCCUCUGUCAAGAAUCCCUCCAGACACCAUCUCAAGAUUUUUUUUUGCGAUUGACACAAUCUUCUUUAUUACCAUUUUAUAUUCUAGUAUUAAGUAUUUGUCUUCUUUCUGUGAUGCAAGUUAUCUUUAGGAGGAUUAAUGGUAGGUCCCUGAAAGAAACUGUUACACUUGAAGAUGGACGAAUUGGAGAAAGGCCAGAAAUAAUUUAUCAUGUAAUUCACACUAUUUUAUUGGGUUCUCUUGCAAUGGUUUUAGAAGGCUUGAAAUAUAUUUGGACUCCUUACGUGUGCAUGUUAGCAGCAUUUGGUGUAUGUUCUCCUGAACUUUGGAUGACACUUUUCAAGUGGCUUCGAUUAAGAACUGUGCAUCCAGUAUUGUUGGCUCUUAUUCUGAGCAUGGCUGUACCCACCAUAAUAGGUCUCAGUUUAUGGAAAGAGUUUUUUCCCAGAUUAAUGACAGAGUUAACGGAACUACAAGAAUUCUAUGAUCCAGAUACAGUGGAACUUAUGACCUGGAUAAAACGACAAGCUCCAGUUGCAGCUGUGUUUGCAGGGAGUCCACAGUUAAUGGGCGCUAUUAAAUUGUGCACUGGAUGGAUGGUGACAAGCUUGCCUCUCUAUAAUGAUGAUGAUCUUCUCAAGAGAAAUGAAAAUAUUUAUCAAAUCUAUUCAAAGCGAUCUGCCGAGGAUAUUUAUAAAAUCCUGACAUCCUACAAGGCUAACUACCUAAUAGUAGAAGAUGCUAUCUGCAAUGAGGUGGGGACCAUGAGAGGCUGUAGGGUUAAAGACUUACUAGACAUUGCAAAUGGUCAUGUGGUUUGUGAAGAAGGUGACAAGUUAACUUACUCAAAAUAUGGACGAUUUUGUCAUGAGGUCAAAAUUAACUAUUCUCCAUAUGUGAAUUAUUUCACCAGGGUAUACUGGAACAGAUCCUACUUUGUAUAUAAAAUUAACACUGUGAUAUCCUUCCAGUCUUGAGAAAUAACAGAGCCUUUAUUUCACAGACUUGCUGUACCUGAAGUAAAAAGUGGUUUUCUUCUACCUGUCUGGUAUCCGAUGCAGAGCAAACCACAAAUUGUGGCCACUUAACGCUGCUGCCCCUUUACCCCUGCUGUUAACUGGGCUCUGUGUUUUGUGAAAAAUAAAAGAUCAAACAUUACUGUCCUUGAAUAAAAAGUCAGAUCUAUCACUGCAAUAUUUCAGACAGUUACUUCCUUAAGAUUUCACUUAUUUCAGCAUUUCCUCAUAAAUCUUCAUUCUAUAUAUUGAUCUUGAAUUUGAAUGUGUUCAGGGUCAGUGUAUUUCUCAAACAAUUUUAAUAAGUACAUAAUGUGAUAUAAUUACAUAAUAUAAUAUUCUUCAAGCAGGUUGCUGAAGGUGUUUAAUGGACUGAAAUUGUACAGUAAAAACUAAUUUAAAUGUUGGUUAAACAUUUGUGACAUUUAAAUUAAAAUUAUAGAAAGUGUUUUAAGGAUAUACAUAAAGAUAUAUCCAUAACUUUCCUUGCUACUGCUCUCAUCUGCUGCUUAUAAAAGUGAACCCUUUCUUAGUAAUACAUAGUAUAGGUUAUUGAAUGUUACUGUUUUAUAUCUGUCUAUUUAAGAGAUUAUCUUUUAUACUUAACACUAUUAAUUCAAUAGCAAUUUAAUCAUAAAAUAAUAACUGGUUAUCUAUAUAUAAAAUAUAUAUUUUAAAUGGGCAUUUUAAAGAAUAUUGUUCAGGUAUUUUUAAAAAAUACAGAUAAUAGAGUAUAUAAUCUGUUCACAUGUAUUCUAUGUAAGUAUUAAGUAAAAACUUAAAACUAUCAAAAUAAGGAUAUGUACACUGGUUUCUAAGGUAUAUGUAGAUGCCAUUAACAUACCUCUGUAUGCAGAUACACUUAUUUUAAAAUACAAAUGAUAUUAUAUAUGAAUCUGACAGAAUUUUGAACAUCCAGAAAAAAAUAAGAAAACUUCAAAACACAGGUUUACUGUAAGUGCUGUGUUUAAGUAUUUGCAAUCAUUUGUGGAAAGAAUUCUGCAAUAACUAAUUUGGCCUUUGAAGGAGAUUCAGGAUAGAUAGAGCUUUAGAUGUAUCCUUUUAAUAAGAUGACAUGCUUGAUUAGUUUUGCCUUAUAUACCUGUUCAGUGAACAGAUUUUCAAACUUACCAGAGUAUUGAUUUUAUUUUCUAAAAUACACACACACAUGCAUGCACACACGCACACACACACACAAUCUAAGGUAUAUUCUUAGAGUAACUAAAGAUGCUCUGCUCUUUUGGAGCUUAUGAACUGUUUGAUGGUGCAUGUAGCUGAUGCAUUUGUUUGUUGGUUUUCAUUUCAGACUUAUAUCAUUGCUUUAACUGAAUUCAAAUAGUUGCAGGCAAUGUACUUCAAGUGACUGUGUACAUCUUAGUAGUGACUCAUAUUUAGCAUCAAACUUUAUGAAAAUAUUAGCAUAACUAAGUACAGAGUGAAUUGUCACAUGUCAUACUUGUGAUUAGAGCAUGUAAAAAAUGUAAUGUAAAAGUCAGCUUGCAUAUUUUGAAGGGGAAGUAGAACAAUCUACUUUCUACGUAGUGUGAAAUAUUUAAUUAAAUUUUUAUUGGCCUGUAUUAUCACAUGUGCUGAAUUAGUUUUGAUUGUUAUGUUUUGUUAUAAGUAUGUAGAUUUUGCUUCUGUCAACCCCCUUAAUUAAAUUUAGAGAAAUUCUUAAUUGAGGUUUUUUUUUUCUUUUUUUCCAAUACCGGGGAUCGAACUCAAGACCGCCUGCUUGCAAGGCAGGUGCUUAUGCCACUGAGCUAAAUCACCAGCCCCCCCUUAAUUGAGUUUUUUUUUUUUUUAAGUACUGUAGUGAAUUUUCAUUCAGUAUCACCUGAAAGAAAAAAGCAAGCUUCAUAAAAAAUAAUAUUUGAGAGACAAGCUUAUUUGCUUCUGUUUUUAAUUGUAGCUAAAAUAAUAGUACUGUACUGGAAAUCUGAGUUGGAAGCAUUUAUUUUCUUAUUUGUAGAGUGACAAAUGAUCUGCAGGAAAUUACACUUGGUGAUGUACAGUUAUUAUGUUUGAUAAUAAAGAUCUAUUGCCAGUGAUAUAACUCAGUGGCACAUUGCCUGCUUGGCAAGCGCAAGGUCAUGAGUUUAAUUUCCAGUACCCCCCCAAAUCUAUUAAAGGGGCAUUGUUUAUUGGCUUUGUAUAGAUCAACAAAAACAUACUUUCUUCUUGAUAUUGCAAGUCAUUGAAUUAAGUGCCUUAACUUGUUUAUUCUAAGUUUACUUUUUAUAUUCCCAAAAAUAUUCUCUCCCAUUUCACUUUUUUUUUUUUUUUUUUUGCUUUGGGGAAUCAAACUCAGGACCUCACAUUUGCCAGGCAUGUGCUGUGCCACUGAACCAUAUCCCUGGCGCUCUCUCUCAUUUUCUUUUCCAUAAGAAAACAUUGGUAACUUAAUAAAAGAGUGGGGUUCAAUCCCCAGCACUGCAAAAUAUUUUUUAAUUAGCCUCCCUCAGCUGUUGUCACUAUUAAUGUCAGCUAGUGAUAAGCAAAUCUUUGCUAAGGAUGUCUAGCUUUCUAGUUUACUUAGCUUCCCAAAUGCCAAACAGUGUAAAAAUAAAAUUACUUGAUAACAUGUAUAAAUCAACUCUGCUGAUUUAUAUUUCUCUAACUUUGGCAUCAGUGUCUUGGUACUUCUUGUUCAAGUAGUAGAGUUUUGCAACUGAAGGAGUAUGUAUUCUACUGGGGCACUAACUUUUCUUCACAUACAUACACUACCUACAUACACAUUACUUUUUUUGUGUGUAGGCAGCAUUUUUUUUCAAAGGCACUGGUUGAAAUUGCCAGUGUCAGUGUUGUGACACUCCUAUAUGUGAGUGAGUCAGCGAGUAGCAGAAAGAGAAGUCCAACUGUGCUGCAACUUGCCGCUAAAAAAAUGCUUAAAAAUAGAUUAUUAAUUUCUUUAAUGCCUAUUUUAUUUUGUCUCUUGAGUAAUCAGUUGUUUUAGGUCUCUUCCAUUUUUGAACUAUUAAAAAUUUUCAUGCUUUUUGUGGGCUUAUUUUCAAUUGAUUGGUGUUUUUAAAUGUGUGUAAGUUGCUUUUUUGCUAAAUUUAUUUUUAAUGCAUGAAUAUUUAAAGGACUGUGUUAGUAAUUAUAAUUGUUCUAUAUAUAUAAGAAUCUUUUAUACAGCAAAUAACUAUUUCUUGAUUAACAUCUCAGUGUAUUCUUUCUUCAUUUGUCCAAUUUUUAAAGUAUAUAAUCUUAAAAAAAGUAUAUAAUCUUGGUUAUUGAUCUUAGAUCUGAGUAUGUAUUAAAGCUAUGGUUUUGAAAGUUGUGAGUAAAAUCAAACCAUUUUCUACUGAUAUUAAGUUUUUAUGUGUAGGAUUAAUACUGUAAAAAAUUAGAUAUGAAAAUUGCAAAGGAAUAUGACUCAGUUAUUUUUUGUCUACUAAAGUUUCUGAGCAUACUUACAUGUUUUCUGUAAUAAAAAGUACCUUCUGUAACCAAAUUUGUGGAAAUUUAGUAUAAAGGUGUCUUCAAAUCAUUUUUGUUUUUAAAUCACUUAGAAUGUGGAAUAUCUUAAUGUUGGCAUAUAUAACCCUAUAUGCAAUUCUGUAAGAGAACCACUUAACUCAUGACCAAUGUAUUUACUUAGUGGAAUAAUGGUAUCACAAAGAAAUAUGCAUUCCAGAUGGAUAGUUUGAACUGUUUCCUGAACUACCCUUCAUAUUUUAAGAUAAUGUCUUUGUACAGCUGUUUAACAAAGGUGAAUACAGCUACUGUUACGCAUAUUGUCCUCUGAGUAACAUCUAUACAAUGACUAUUAGAUUAAACAUGUCCCUCCUAUAACUAAGGUUAUAUCUUUGCAGAAGUAUAAAACUUAAUUUCAGGGAACAUAAAUUCUUUAAAGGAAUUGGAUUGUAAACUAGUUUAUUUCAGAUUUUAUAACAUGCAGUAUACUUCUAUCAAGAAAAAAGUUAUUUCCUACUUAAUUGCCUCCUUGUUCUACUUUAUCAUAAUAAAAAUUCUCAGAAUUUUAA
Molecule: messenger RNA, 6457 nt
Organism: Cavia porcellus (domestic guinea pig)
Lineage: Eukaryota; Metazoa; Chordata; Mammalia; Rodentia; Caviidae
Gene: Dpy19l4
Product: dpy-19 like 4
Exons: 20
Coding region: 447-2429 (660 amino acids)
Cellular component (GO): nuclear inner membrane
Molecular function (GO): mannosyltransferase activity
Source: RefSeq, a predicted model, not a curated record